AUGGUUGACUCCCGCCGCCGACAGAUGCCUGUUCUGCUAAAUCACCCUACUCCACUUACUCCCAUUACCUCAGUUCCAUUCUUGGAUACCUACAUACCAACCUGGGGGCCCUUUGGAGAUAGGCCAGCUGUAGCUAUAUCUGAUCCGUACUUCCUUGCCCGCCCUUCGCAAUGGUCUAUUGAUCACCCCGGCAACUUCGCCUUCUGGUAUGGCUCCCAUUCCCGUAGAUGGCACAGGGGUCCCAUCGCAGGCAAGACGGUAGGCUGGUUGAGUUCGGUCGGAGAAGGGCUCAUCCAUGUCCCCAGAUAA
Messenger RNA from Salvia miltiorrhiza (redroot sage), 309 nucleotides. Lineage: Eukaryota; Viridiplantae; Streptophyta; Magnoliopsida; Lamiales; Lamiaceae. The record is from the annotation of a RefSeq genome assembly.